Messenger RNA from Stereum hirsutum FP-91666 SS1, 663 nucleotides. Its product is annotated as kinase-like protein. The transcript is spliced from 4 exons. Gene Ontology annotation, cellular component: nucleus; cytoplasm. Gene Ontology annotation, molecular function: ATP binding; protein serine/threonine kinase activity. Gene Ontology annotation, biological process: peptidyl-serine phosphorylation; signal transduction. The annotation marks the transcript as partial. Lineage: Eukaryota; Fungi; Basidiomycota; Agaricomycetes; Russulales; Stereaceae. The record is from RefSeq and is a predicted model, not a curated record.
AAGUAUAUAGCCAAUCCACCGCUUCGCCACGAAGCUUGUGUGCUCCUCAGGCUAGAUGGUCAUCCUGGGAUUCCAAAGGUCUAUGCCUUAGGUCGAUCGAAGUUCCACGAAUACAUUGCCAUACAGUUGCUAGGAAAGACUCUCGAGACGUUUGGGUCGGUCACCGUAGUGAGAGAUUUGGCGGCCCUUACCUGUCAGAUGUUGAAAAUAGCGAAACACGUCCACUCCUGCAACCUUAUCCACGGCGACAUCAAACCACAGAAUUUCGUUUUCGGGCGCGAAGAAGUCGACCAGCUCUACUUGAUUGACUAUGGGCUAGCAACAUGGCAUACCUCUCCGAGGACGAAUGACCAUGUUGAAUCGCGCAAUUUGAGGAGGCUACAGGGCACUCCGGAGUACUGCAGCAUCAGAAUGCAUCUUCACAAAUCUCCAUCACGGGCAGACGACAUGGAAUCACUGGCGUACACCAUCAUUCACAUCCUACUCGGCACCCUUCCGUGGGACAGUUUAGAGAUCGACCGCGACAUCUGCGUUUUGAAACAGCUUUGGUCCGGACCCGACCUCUGCGGUAGUUAUCCCGCUCUAUUCGGCGAAUUCCUCGACGAUGCUCGAAACCUGCAGUUUCAGGAACAGCCGAAUUACGACUUAUGGAUAGAACGUUUC